AUGGACAUCAACGACCAGUUCGGCGGGGAUGCGGCGGCCGCAGAGGCGGCGUUCGUCGACGGGACUCAUCCAGCGUUGGUUGGCAACGGUGCAUCGGCGGGGGCCAAUUCAGCGAGGCAGCAACACCGACGGCACGACUCGGGUUCGUCCGCCGCCUCGAGCUCGUCGACCACUCCCCGUCGAGCAUUACCAAGGAGUCCGACCUCCCCCUCGACGGCUCAAGACUCGAACAACGCCGUCCACGCCCCUCGAUGGAGUAAUGCUGCGAAUGGCGCCGCGAGUCAGACGGGCCCCAAGGGUGUGCUCGCGGACUGGCACGCGUUGAACGAGGCUGGCGUCAGUGCGACAUCCAACACGGGACCCAAGGGCGUCUUGAAGGACUACAAGAGCUCGCAACAACAACAGCAACACCAACAUCAACAGAUCGGACUGCACAACCGCCCACCGUCCCCUACGGCGCGGAUGAUGGCCGCGGCGUAUUCACUUGACUUGGACGGUCACGACUCUGCGGGAGGCGAGCACGACGAGCGCUUGCUGGUCGGCGACGAAGCCGCACGGGAGCUGUACAGGCGGCAGAGGAUCACGGAGCUUAUGGGUAGCGGGGAAAGGAAGGAGACGAAGCAGAAGAGAAAGUUUGGGCACCUGCGGGAGAUUGGGUUCGAGCAAUUCGUCGCCGCGGUCGAGGAUGAGGCCGACGACGUCGCGGUCGUCGUUCAUCUGUACGAGCCAGUGAGUGCCACUGCGUGUCGAUUACCGAGCCGAGCGACGGAUUGUUGAUGUUAACCACCACUUGUGAGCCACCGCAGGAUAUCGAGGCAUGCACGCAACUGAAUACGCACCUCUCGUCGAUCGCUCGGUCGUAUCCGCGGACCAAGUUCCUGCGCGCGCUCGCCACGGAUCUCGAUUUCGCCGCCGACGCCGAGGAGCACACUCUGCCGACGGUGUUGGUGUAUCGAGGGGGCGAGCUGGAGACGAGCUUGAUCCGGUUCGACCAAGAAUGGGAUCAGGGGACACGGAGUGACAUCAUCCAGCUACUCACCAAGUCCGUCUCUGGGUCCCGGUCUUUGACGCGACCUCGCGUGCAGUCCUUCUUGCUUACCCUCGAUGCUUUCUUCCUUGCCCUUCUCUUGCAGCUGCGAUGCCAUCUCCGGAUCACCCAUCAUGCGGUCUCGCUUUGACCGCUUCACCGACGAGGAUGAAUGA
Microbotryum saponariae is the source of this 1203-nucleotide messenger RNA. The record is from the annotation of a GenBank genome assembly. Lineage: Eukaryota; Fungi; Basidiomycota; Microbotryomycetes; Microbotryales; Microbotryaceae.